AUGAGUCUGGGUGCAAUAGAUGUUGAUUCGGAACCACUCAAUUCACAAGACAACGUUGAAGAUUGCUUGAUGACUUAUGUAGAAGAGAAUGUAAAUUACACUUGUGAUUGCGGUGGCAGCAGUAGCAAGUGUGUUGUUGUGACGGCCGAUGGUAUUAUAAAUCAGACAUUUGAAACAUCGGAUGCAGCUUAUAACUUGUAUGUGCGUUAUGCAAGGUGUGUUGUGUUCGGAGUUUGCAAGGGUGAUACAGUGCAUGGAAAAGAUGGAACACAACGCAGAAGACAAUUUUUUUACAACAAGGAAGGAAAGAGAGCCGAUAAAUACAUUUCUAAUUUGAACAGGAAGAGGGAGCAUAAAGCGCUGACUCGUACGGGUUGCGAAGCCAUGCUUGCGGUGUACUUUGACACCAAAACUUCAGCUUGGAGAGUUAAAAAAUUAGUUGAGAAGCACAACCAUGAUCUUGUUCCCCAAUGCUUGGCCAAGCGGAGGGUUAUGCUAAUGUCGAGUUCACAAAGAAGGAUCUGGAUAUAUAACCACAUUGAAAGAACUCGUCGUGCAAAGUUCAUUGGUGGGGAUUCUAAUGCAACAAUUAGCUAUCUACUUGGAAAAGUCGAUGUUGACCCCAUGGCCAUGGCAAGGUACAGUGCUACUGAUGAAAGUCGGCUGGCAAAUCUAUUUUGGGCAUAUGGCAUUUGUAGGGCGGAUUAUCAGUGCUUUGGAGAUGUACUUGCAUUUGAUACAACCUAUCAGAAAAAUAAGUACAGAAGACCGUUGGUAAUCUUCUCGGGUUAUAACCAUCACCGUCAAACAUGCAUAUCUGGGUUUGCCUUGAUAGAGAACGAACAAACGGCAACAUAUACGUGGUUGUUGCAAAACUUUCUAGAUGUCAUGCUGAACAAGUCUCCUAGUGUUGUGGUCACAUAUGGUGAUGAGACAAUGAAGGCAGCAAUUCAAGAAAUCUUCCCAAAUACAGUGUACGGAGAGCCUGUGUUAACAACUCGCUUAGCUGCAUUGGAGCUUUGUGCUGCAAAUUUUUACACACGAGAGAUGUUUGGCAAAGUAAAAACAGAGAUUGAAGGAGUGGUUUCAUUAGAUGUUAUAAAUGAGGAAAAUAUAUCAACUACUGUUGUGUUAAAAGUUAAGGAGUGUGACAGAGGGCAACAUAUAUACACCGUACUUUAUGAGCGCAACACCGAGAAUAUGGAGUGUGAAUGUAGUAGGUGGAGUAGUGAAGGCAUUCCCUGUUGCCACAUGUUUUGUGCCAUGAAAAGGGUAGGUUUACAGAAGUUUUCAGAAAGUCUUCUUUUGAGAAGAUGGUCCAAGAAUGCUAAAAAGUAUAUGGAUGAAAGUUCAGCUGGAAGCACUGUGCAAGAUAGAGAAAGAGAACUUUUAAUGCGCUAUGACGCAUUAUCAGUGGCAGCUACGUAG
Molecule: messenger RNA, 1428 nt
Organism: Arachis duranensis
Lineage: Eukaryota; Viridiplantae; Streptophyta; Magnoliopsida; Fabales; Fabaceae
Product: protein FAR1-RELATED SEQUENCE 6-like
Exons: 3
Coding region: 1-1428 (475 amino acids)
Biological process (GO): regulation of DNA-templated transcription
Molecular function (GO): zinc ion binding
Source: RefSeq, a predicted model, not a curated record